GUUGCUAAAUUUUAGCUUUCCAUUUGAGGAUGCUACACUUAAGCACUGUGCUAAAGUUUAGCACAGGAUAUCCAAACAGGACCUUCGUUCAAUGGCGCCUCUUAGUAUUUCCACGCAAUAAUCUUCUAGCAUGGGAACCAAAUUAAAGGUCGUUCUCUUUUGCCUGUCCUGCUUGUCUUCUCAGACUAGAAGCUGUCAUCAGAACCUUCUUGACCCCUUCCUGAUUGAUUACAAAAUUGCUGCCCUCUUCCCCUCUCCCUUCCCCCGUCCGUCUCUGCUACUCCGCCGGCCCCGCUGCGCCGUCCUCCUUGGACCCGUCACGCGAAGGAAGAAGGUAGUAAGAUGGCCGACAAGGACGAUGGUCCUGCCAUCGGGAUCGACCUGGGGACGACCUACUCCUGCGUCGGAGUCUGGCAUCACGGCCGCGUCGUGAUCGUCACCAACGACCAAGGCAACCUAACCACACCAUCCUGCGUCGCCUUCACCGACUCCGAGCGCCUCGUCGGGGAUCCCGCCAAGAACCAGGUCGCCAGGAACACAAGCAAUACAGUCUUCGAUGCCAAGCGGCUCAUUGGUAGGAGAUUCGGUGAUGAAUCUGUCCAGGCUGACAUUAAGCUCUGGCCCUUCAGAGUCAUUUCUGGACCUGGAGACAAGCCUAUGAUUGUUGUUCAAUACAAGGGCAAGGAGAGGAAGUUUUCUGCUGAAGAGAUAUCCUCAAUGCUUCUCAUCAAAAUGAGGGAGAUUGCAGAAGCCUACCUUGGCACCACCAUCAAGAACGCUGUCGUCACUAUCCCUGCAUGCUCCACCGACUCGCAGAGGCAGGGAACCAGGGAUGCCGGAGCGCUCGCUGGUCUCAACAUUAUCCGUAUCAUCCCUGAGCCGACUGCUGCUGCCAUGGCUUAUGGUCUUGACAAGAAGGCCACUAGUAGCGGUGAGGAGAAUGUUCUCAUCUUCGACCUUGGUGGUGGUACCUUUGAUGUCUCUGUUCUUACCAUCGAGGAGGGAAUCUUUGAGGUCAAGGCCGUAGCUGGUGACACUCACCUUGGAGGUGAGGACUUUGACAACAAGAUGGUCAACCACUAUGUUCAGCAGUUCAAGAGAAAGAAGAAGAAGGACAUCAGUGAUGACCCCAGGGCUCUCAGGAGGCUUAGGACAGCCUGCGAGAGGGCCAAGAGGACCCUCUCCUCAACUGCGCAAGCCACCAUUGAGAUCGACUGCCUGUAUGAAGGAAUCGAUUUCUACUCAACCAUCACCCGUGCCUUGUUCGAGCAGCUCAACAUGGCUCUCUUCAGGAAGUGCAUGGAGCCUGUGGAGAAGUGCCUCAGGGAUGCUAGAAUGGACAAGAGCUCCAUUCAUGAUGUUGUGCUUGUUGGUGGCUCCUCUAGAAUUCCAAGGGUUCAGCAGCUUCUCCAGGACUUUUUCAAUGGGAAGGAGCUUUACAAGAGCAUCAACCCUGACGAGGCUGUUGCCUACGGAGCUGCUGUCCAGGCUGCCAUCUUGACAGGACAGAACUAUGACAAUGAGAAUUCAAAGAUUAUCGACCUCCUUUUGUUGGAUGUUACUCCUAUUUCUCUUGGUUUGGAGACACUAGGUGGUGUCAUGUCUGUGCUGGUUCCAAGAAACACCACCAUCCCCAUCAAAAAGGAGAUGGUAUUAAAUGAAAAACAGAUGAUCUUAUCUACCGACUCCAACCAGACUACCAUCCAUAUCCAGGUCUACGAGGGUGAGAGGACCAGAACUCGUGACAACAACCUGCUGGGCAGGUUCGAGUUCUGCGUUCCUUCUGCACCCAGCGGUGUUCCACAGCUCACUGUUACCUUCGAUCUGGACGUCAACGGUAUCCUGGUCGUAUCUGCUGAGGACAAAACCACUGGCAAGAAGAAGAAGAUAACCGUCAACAAGAGAUUUUAUAUUACAAAGUGAGAUCUCUUGUAGAGUAAUGAUUACGUAAUCAGUAAUUACUGUAGAAAAUAAUUAUUUAAUCAGAAACUAUGACGGUAUCCUGGAGUGAUCAGUACUGUAACGUGGUUAAGAUGUGCAAAACUUCGUAACUUUGUUGUUAUUGGGAUAUGAAUAAUUCAGAUUUGCCUCUUGU
Messenger RNA from Setaria italica (foxtail millet), 2095 nucleotides. RefSeq names its product heat shock cognate 70 kDa protein 2-like. Gene Ontology annotation, biological process: protein refolding; cellular response to unfolded protein. Gene Ontology annotation, molecular function: ATP hydrolysis activity; ATP binding; misfolded protein binding. The record is from RefSeq and is a predicted model, not a curated record. The transcript is spliced from 2 exons. Gene Ontology annotation, cellular component: cytoplasm. Lineage: Eukaryota; Viridiplantae; Streptophyta; Magnoliopsida; Poales; Poaceae. The coding region runs from base 343 to 1923 and encodes 526 amino acids.